UAGAACAAUCAAACAUUAAUCUAAAAUGUUGUUGACAAUAAUAUUGAUCGUUUUAAUAGGUUUGCUGAGUAUUUUGUAUAUAUUGUUUAAAAUAAACUUUAACUAUUGGCUGCAAUAUCCCCAAAUAACCAGUGUAAAAGGUAAAAUAUUCAGUGGAAAUUUCAUUGACUUUUUGACUUUUAAAACUAAUUUCGGUUAUCACCUGAGAACAUUGUAUGAAGAUCAGAAAUAUUGCAAUGAAGCAGUUGUGGGAAUUUAUGCUCUCUAUGAACCGGGUCUGCUAAUAAAAGAACCUGAAAUUAUUAAAUCUAUAUUAAUCAAAGACUUUGAUUGCUUUAAUAGUCGUACAUGCCGAGGAGAUUUGAGCCAUGAUCCUUUGGGUGCUUUGAACUUAUUCUUUAGCUCAUAUACUCACUGGAGAGAGAUGCGUUUGAAAUUGAGCCCUGUAUUCUCUACAGGAAAACUAAAGUUUAUGUAUCCUUUAGUGCAAAAGGUUGGUGUUAGACUGGAAGAUUGUCUUCAACAAAAAGGUAACCGGUUUACGCUUGAAUUGAAGCAGUUGUGUGGCCGCUAUACAACGGAAGUUAUAACCACAACUUUAAUGGGUUUCACCUCGAAGGCUUUGGAAAAUAAUCAGGAAUAUAUAUACCAGGAAGCUGUCAAAUUGAGUGCAUUUAAUAUGAAAAGAGCUGUUGAUUUUUUAAUAACAUUUUUUGCACCAAAACUAAAUAGUCUGCUAAGGCCCAGAAUAUUUUAUCAGUCCACUGAACAAUUUAUGCGUUCGUCUAUUGCAUGUGUUAUGGAGGAAAGAGAGCGUUUGGUUGGAUCACGUAAUGAUCUUAUAGAUGCAUUUGUCAAAAUUAAACAAGAAGUGAAAAGUAAAGGGGAACAGGUGGCUCAAUGUAUGGAGAGUUUAAUAGCCCAGGCUUGUAUAUUUAUGAGUGCAGGUUUUGAUACGUCCUCAACUACCAUAGCCAAUGCUCUCUUCGAAAUGGCUAAGGAUCCACAAGUGCAGCAGAAAUUACGGCAGGAAAUUCUACAAGCAUUUACCCAGGGACAAGGUGAAAUUUCCUAUGACUCUCUUAACAAAAUGGAAUACUUACAAAUGGUAAUCGAUGAAGUAUUACGUCUAUAUCCUGUUUUACCCAUUCUGGAUCGUAGAUAUUGUAAAGCUGCAAAUAGAUCUUUGGAAUUUUCUUUAGAACCAUAUUAUGACUACAAAUUACCAGAUGGCAUGCCUGUUUAUAUUUCAGUAUUUGGUUUGCAUUAUGAUCCAAAGUAUUGGCCAAAUCCCACUAAAUUUGAUCCGGAACGUUUUAGUCCGGCCAAUAAGAAAUUGCUGAAUCCCUUGACCUAUUUACCAUUUGGAGACGGCCCUCAUAAUUGUAUUGGCUCACGUUUAGGUUUGUUGCAAGUCAAAGUCGGUUUGGUACAUUUGCUGAAGCAUUAUCGUGUACAAGUGUGUGCGGAAACUGUACUGAAACCUAAAUUUGAGCCCAUGAGCAUUGUUCUACAGACCAAGGGUGGUAUACAUGUGGAGUUUAUAAAGGAUAUGCUGUGUGAAAAUUUAGUUAAUAAAUUAGAGUAAGAGAAAAACAA
Calliphora vicina (urban bluebottle blowfly) is the source of this 1599-nucleotide messenger RNA. Its product is annotated as cytochrome P450 6g1-like. The record is from RefSeq and is a predicted model, not a curated record. Gene Ontology annotation, biological process: response to DDT; insecticide catabolic process. Bases 26 to 1588 code for a protein of 520 amino acids. Gene Ontology annotation, molecular function: iron ion binding; oxidoreductase activity, acting on paired donors, with incorporation or reduction of molecular oxygen; monooxygenase activity. Lineage: Eukaryota; Metazoa; Arthropoda; Insecta; Diptera; Calliphoridae. The transcript is spliced from 2 exons.